Molecule: messenger RNA, 3076 nt
Organism: Polyodon spathula (Mississippi paddlefish)
Lineage: Eukaryota; Metazoa; Chordata; Actinopteri; Acipenseriformes; Polyodontidae
Product: receptor-type tyrosine-protein phosphatase alpha-like
Exons: 22
Coding region: 328-2889 (853 amino acids)
Biological process (GO): protein dephosphorylation
Molecular function (GO): protein tyrosine phosphatase activity
Source: RefSeq, a predicted model, not a curated record
GUUCCAUUCUCCAAGCCAGGAACAACAUGGCGGAAUAGGAAUUGUGGCGGAGACUUCCCCGGAUACAAGCAGAACUACUGGACUCUGGAUAUUACUGACUCAGUGCAUUCAGAUUAUCUGUGACUGGAUACCUAGGGCUCCCCAUAUACAGAGACCGAGGGGGAGAGGCUGUGUGUACAGCCAUAUUCUCUCUGUAGUUUUCAGGGGUGUGGAAUUCGAGAUUGGGAGAGAGAAGAGCUAUCCGGGAAAACAUCUUCUCCUUUCGGAUCGGGAGCGGCGGGGUCGCUGUGCCCUGUAUGGACCCCAGUGCCUUGGAGUGGAGGACCGAUGCCCGCUACACUCUUUAAGGGCAGCAUGGAUUCAAGACUCCUGCUCCUGCUGCUCAGUGCGGUGCUGACGGCUCUCUGCUCUGCCCAGGACCCCAACGCAGCUGCCGCUCUCACAGAGUCCCCUGUUCUGGCCGGAGCCUCAAACACUUUGUCAGAAAACCGCUCCUUUCUGCUUAACAACCUCACCCUGGCAACCACUGUCUCUACAGUAACCACCAUUGCCCCGAUGAAUGUGACUAUCUCUCCGGAGGCCAGCAACGCCACCACGAUCAGUACUGGCACCAACAAGACCACCUCCAGUAGGCCUCCCCCUCCCACAACCUCCCCCAGUGGGGGCAAUUAUACUGCCACCGACUCCCAACUCCCCCCCACCGUCAACAUCACAACGGCAGGGGGGGCACAGACUGCAGAGCCCACCACACCCCCUCCCUCUCCCCCCACUGUGGAGACCACAGCCAGCCUCACCACCUCAGGAGGAGCAGCAAAUGGACCAGAUGAGACUCCGAUCAUUGCAGUGAUGGUGGCCCUGUCCUCUCUGUUGGUCAUUGUCUUCAUCAUCAUUGUGCUGUACAUGCUGAGGUUUAAGAAGUACAAGCAGGCAGGGAGUCACUCCAACUCCUUCAGACUGGUCAAUGGGCGUGCGGACGACACAGAGCUCCAGAGCAUACCCCUCCUGGCCAGGUCUCCCAGCACUAACAGGAAGUACCCGCCCCUUUCUGUGGACAAGCUGGAGGAAGAGAUCAACCGGCGCAUGGCAGACGACAACAAGCUGUUCAGGGAGGAGUUCAACGCCCUACCCGUGUGUCCCAUCCAGGCAGCGUGUGACGCAGCUUCUAAAGAGGAGAACAAGGAGAAGAACCGCUAUGUCAACAUCCUGCCCUAUGAUCACUCAAGAGUCCACCUGUCUUCGCUAGAGGGGGUGCCAGACUCGGACUUCAUCAACGCCUCCUUCAUCAACGGAUACCAGGAGAAGAACAAGUUCAUCGCAGCUCAAGGACCGAAGGAGGAGACUGUCAAUGACUUCUGGAGGAUGAUCUGGGAGCAGAAUACGGCCACCAUCGUCAUGGUAACCAACCUGAAGGAGCGAAAGGAGGUGGGUGUGACAGUGCGGGCCGGGUCACGUGGGUACGAUGAGUUUUUGCAUGAUGUGGUUCCUGUCUGGCUGACUGGCUUGCUGCUCUUCUCCUCGCAGUGUAAGUGUGCUCAGUACUGGCCGGACCAGGGCUGCUGGACCUAUGGGAACAUCCGGGUGUCAGUGGAAGAUAUGAUGGUGCUGGUCGACUACACCAUCCGCAAGUUCUGCAUCCAGCAGGUUGGCGACGCAUCCAAUAAGAAGCCUCAGCGCCUCCUCACUCAGUUCCACUUCACCAGCUGGCCUGAUUUCGGGGUCCCCUUCACCCCUAUUGGGAUGCUCAAGUUCCUCAAGAAGGUCAAGACCUGCAACCCCCAGUAUGCCGGGGCCAUAGUGGUGCACUGCAGCGCUGGCGUCGGACGGACAGGCACCUUCAUCGUGAUCGACGCCAUGCUGGAUAUGAUGACAUCAGAGCGCAAGGUGGACGUAUUCGGCUUCGUGACGAGGAUCCGGGCGCAGCGCUGUCAGAUGGUUCAGACUGAUAUGCAGUACGUGUUUAUCUACCAGGCUAUGCUGGAGCACUAUCUGUACGGAGACACCGAGCUGGAAGUGACUUCGCUGGAGACACACCUGCAGAAACUCUACAACAAGACCCCCGUGACCACCUGCAGCGGCCUGGAGGCAGAGUUCAAGAAGCUGACGUCAAUAAAGAUCCAGAACGACAAGAUGAGGACGGGCAACCUACCGGCCAACAUGAAGAAGAACCGUGUGCUGCAGAUCAUCCCCUACGAGUUUAACCGUGUGAUCAUCCCAGUGAAGAGAGGAGAGGAGUACACAGACUAUGUCAACGCCUCCUUCAUUGAUGGCUACAGGCAGAAGGACUCUUACAUUGCCAGUCAGGGUCCUCUCCAGCACACCAUUGAGGAUUUCUGGAGAAUGAUCUGGGAGUGGAAGUCGUGCUCCAUCGUCAUGCUGACGGAGCUGGAGGAGCGAGGACAGGAGAAGUGUGUGCAGUACUGGCCGUCAGAGAGCACUCUGAGCUGUGGUGAUAUCACCAUAGAGCUGAAGAAGGAGGAGGAGAGCGAGAGCUACACCGUGAGGGACCUGCUCGUAUCCAACAACCGAGAGAAUAAGAGCCGGCUGGUGCGUCAGUUCCAUUUCCACGGCUGGCCGGAGGUGGGGAUCCCUGCAGACGGCAAGGGGAUGAUCAACCUGAUUGCAGCCGUUCAGAAACAGCAGCAGCAGUCUGGCAACCACCCCUUCACUGUACACUGCAGUGCUGGCGCCGGCCGCACUGGUACCUUCUGUGCCCUGAGCACUGUGCUGGAGAGGGUGAAAGCAGAGGGUAUCCUGGACGUCUUUCAAACUGUGAAGAGCCUUCGACUGCAGAGACCACACAUGGUCCAAACACUGGAGCAGUAUGAAUUCUGUUACAAGGUGGUGCAGGAGUAUAUCGAUGCCUUUUCUGAUUACGCUAACUUCAAGUAGACAGACGGAUGGAUGGACACGCCCGCUCGCUCGCAUACUAGAGAGAUGCCUUCUUGAAUAUUUUGUAAUACUGUAUUGUUAAUAUACCCGAACCUGUGUAUAUACUUCUGUUGUUUUAAGAAGCUAGAACAGUAAGCUUCAAUAGUAGCUGGAGAUUUUAUAUGUAGCAUAGACUUGGCAUAUUAUA